Trichogramma pretiosum is the source of this 4001-nucleotide messenger RNA. It is a transcript of the gene cert, whose product is annotated as collagen type IV alpha-3-binding protein. Lineage: Eukaryota; Metazoa; Arthropoda; Insecta; Hymenoptera; Trichogrammatidae. The record is from RefSeq and is a predicted model, not a curated record. The transcript is spliced from 8 exons. Gene Ontology annotation, cellular component: Golgi apparatus. Bases 1368 to 3143 code for a protein of 591 amino acids. Gene Ontology annotation, molecular function: phosphatidylinositol-4-phosphate binding. Gene Ontology annotation, biological process: ER to Golgi ceramide transport.
AUAUAACCAGAGAUGCGUUGACGGAUAACGCACAUAUACCAGUAAGAGACUGUCAAAAUACGACGUUGCAUUCAUUAAGCGCUUGGACAUAGCAGAGUCGCGUGCGACAACGACGACUGACGUGUAUAGUAUAGUGUGUCGCACGAAUCCGAAUCAAGUAUAUCAAUUUCGUAAAUCGACUCAUCUGAUUGUGUCAUUGUAUAUUACUGGCUGGACGAGUUUUCUAUAAAAAAAACGCAUUGCGCGAAUAUCUCGUCAUAUCGUUAUGUAUUAUAUGGCUCGUUCAUUAAUCAGAUGCUAAUUACGAGCUUGUAGUAAGGCGAUUCUCGUGGAAUUCUUCGUCAUCGCGUGUAAUACACCUGUGCUAAGAAAAAUGCAUCGACGCCUUUAAAUGCAUACAUUACAGAGAUAUAGAACUGGACUAUAGCAAUCGGUGCGCAAUAAACUGCAUGUUAAAUGCGCGUAUAAUAAUGCUGCAGCUAUACGAUGCUAAAAUGUUUAUUCAGCCGUGGCAGUAGUACGACUUGAAACGUGCUGGUACGUCGACGAGUUCUGCAAUAUCCCAUCGCGAUUGACACACUGCUAACUGCUACUAGUCGGAGGCGCCUACUUAUAUAUAGCUUUCUCGUGUAUUAAUGCCGCGAGGAGGACUGCGGGCGAACUUUUCUUCUCAUUGUACAUUCAUAUAUAUCCUCUCGGGGCCGUGAGAGAGCUGAGAUCGGCCGUAUAGUGCACUUUUCGGCGCUGCGAAUUAUAACAACACACGCAGCACAGUUAUAAUGCUGUCCAUUGUGUGACGUGUGGGAGAUUAUAUUAUAUGACAAUUAUUAUAUUCGCGGGUAUCUGGCCGUCUGUCUCUCUCGCCUCGCUAUCGAUGAGGGUAACAAGUGGGUGGAGCUUUUGAAACGACGACGACGACGAGGCAUCGCGCGGAAAGGCUAGUGUCGUGUCUCUCUCGCUCGCCUGCCUUUUGCUAAUAAUUCGCAAUAAUUUCUUGCGAUAUAUAGUGCCUCGCAUGAGUGCUGUAUACUAUAACGUACCCAGUAGAAGUUGGUAGUUUUAUCCCGUGUCUCGCGUGUUCUUUGUGCGUGUGUGUAUGUGUGUCGUGCAAAAACUAUUAAAAAAGUGCGUAAAAUAAUCGCGGAGAUUUUUUUUUUUUUGCUGCUCGCCUCUACUCGCUCGUCGCCUUAUCGCUGGCCUGCUGCGGUGCGUGUGUGAUAUUAUGUCGUAAAUGGCUCGAAUGGUCGACGAUAUUGUUGCCCCAAUGCCAUUUAAUUGCCGUGUUUUCCAUUCGCUCGAUACGUCAAUCUUUGAGAUCACAUUGAAUUUGCAACAAAAGCCUGACACUUCAAUAAAUCAUCAUCACCAUGACUGACGAUUUGGAAUUGGCUCAAAAUAUCAACGAAGUGCAUGAUUUCAAUGACAUUGGAGCUGACGAUGACGAAGGCUCUGAUGGAGUAAUUGUACCUGAACUUCAAGGAAUCCUAUUCAAGUGGACCAAUUAUAUACAUGGGUGGCAGAGUAGAUAUAUUGUACUGAAAGAUGGCACUCUGUCUUAUUACAAAUCUGAGCACGAUAGUGGAUACGGUUGUAGAGGAUCGAUUAGUCUCAACAAAGCUCACAUCAAAGCACAUGAGUUUGAUGAAAACAGAUUUGACGUAUGUGUAGAUGAUACCCUAGUGUGGUAUCUUAGAGCUAAUCAUCCAGAGGAGAGGCAGCGAUGGGUGGAUGUUCUAAAAUCAUACAAGCAGGUUGAAUCAGGCUACGGUAGUGAAAAUAGCUUGAAGCGUCAUGGAAGUGCCAUAUCUCUUGUAUCGAACACUCAAUCGACAGCCAGCGCUGGCAGCUUCAGCAAACGAGGCAUCAGAGGUCUCAAGGAGAAACUGGCGGAAAUCGAGACGUUCAAAGACAUAUUGAUGCAGCAGGUCGACACCUUGCAGAAGUACUUCGACAAUUGCGCGGAGAAUGGCAGAAUCGCGCAGGACAGCUACAACAAAUUAGCGGACGACAAGACCGACGGCAUCGACCCGGCCGAGCAAGCGAUCGACUUCAAAGGCGAAGCUAUCACGUUCAAGGCCACCAGCGAGGGUGUGAUAGCGACGCUUCAGCACUGCGUCGACUUAAUGGUACAGCGCGAAGAGGCGUGGCGAAAACGUUGGGACAAAGAAAUGGAAAAAAGGAAAAGACUGCAGGAAAUUUGUCGGUCUUUGAAGGAUCAAGUGGCGGCGAGCAGCGUCAAUUCCGGAAGACCCAGAGUUUUCAUUCACGGCGGACCCGAUUACGAGGAAGGACCGCAUAGCGCAUUGCCAGAGGAGGAAUUCUAUGAUGCCAUGGAAACGGGCCUAGAUAAAAUCGAAGAAGACAAUCAAAUCAAAGAUCGACUUAAACAAAAGUUGGUCGCUAUUCCAGCUACACCUACGACUCCAGCUGCUAAACACAGACUUUGGCCAGAGAUCGACAGGAUAACUCAGGAACAGCUGCACUAUGCCAGAUUGGGUGUGGGGGCCGGUGGCUGGCAAUUGUUCGCCGAGGACGGGGACAUGCGAAUGUACAGAAGGGAGGAGGAGGCCGACGGUUUGGUGGUCGACCCGCUGAAGGCCUGUCACGUCGUCAAAGGCGUCACCGGCCAGGAAGUUUGUAAAAUAUUUUUCAGCCCCGAGUACCGGGCCGGCUGGGAGGCCACCCUCGAGGACAUGACCGUAAUCGAGCACAUCUCCAAGGACACUCUGGUCUUUCUGCAGACCCACAAGAGGAUAUGGCCGGCGAGUCAGAGGGACGCGCUGUUCUGGUCUCACAUGCGACAGGUGCCGGACGAUCAGGACUCCGACGCGCAGGACUUGUGGAUCGUCUGCAAUCACAGCACGGAACACGAGGAAUAUCCCCCAAAUACAAGUAAAUGCGUCAGGGUAUACUUGACAGUUUGCCUCGUUUGUCAAACGUUUAUUGAUCCACCACGAGAAAAUGAAGAAAUCAAGCGGGAAGAUAUUACUUGUAAAAUAACGUAUUGUUCAGUUGUUAAUCCUGGUGGAUGGGCGCCCGCAUCGGUUCUUCGAGCCGUCUACAAAAGAGAAUAUCCCAAGUUUCUGAAACGGUUCACAAAUUUUUGUAUCGACCAAUGCAAGGAUAAGCCAAUCGAGUUUUAAGGAUGGUCACUUUUCACAAAUGUACUUUGAUCCUUACGCGUAAUGACAAAUAUGUGUAACAUUUACAUUCGCGAAUGCCUAUAUAUGUUGCAAAUAAGCUAACUUAUUUACGCGCACGUUGUAUUUUGUAUUUUCAAAUAUUACUUUACCGGUUUGUUACAAUAUUAUUGACAUAUUAUAUAAAAUUGAAGGUGAAGAAAAGUUUUAUUGUAAAAUUUAAAAGUACGCUGAUUAACGUUUAAUAUUAAAAAUUGAUGAUAACGAUACAAUAAUUAUGAACGUUUUAAUGGCAAAGUUGGCCAUUUUUGUACAUACAUACAUAACAAGCAGACAAACAGUUUUCCCUGUCAUUUGACCGCUGCAAGUCUCUUAAAGUAAAAUGUUAAAUGUGCUUGCGCGAUUGUACAAAUUUUCUGAUUGAAAACAUAAUGCACUAUGUGUAUCUAUCGUUACACUUUGCCAUACACGUUAAACUGUAUUAUAAUAACAUGUCUGUGACAUUUCACUUCAAGUCCCUUAUACUCAUUCGAGAAUGUAUGGAAAAUAUUCUUCUUGUUGAUAUCUACAAACUUCAAAGUGUAUUUUUUUCAAAAAAGUCAGCACUAGUAAAAAUUUAUUUACUUCUUGUUUUUUUGUUUUGCAUUAUUAAUACAUACCUGUAUGAAAAUUUGAUACAAAUAAUACUUGCUUAUAUGAGUGUUUUUCUAAACUCAAUUAGAUUUUUAUAUCAACUUGUAUGAGUGAAUAUUAUAAAUUAUAUUUUUAACUCAUUUUAAUGAUUUUACAGAAAGAAACUAAUUACUCGUAGAUGUUAUCAAAUAUAUUUUUCAUAUGAAAUAUAAUUUGUAAUAUUAAUGA